Messenger RNA from Vicia villosa (hairy vetch), 1643 nucleotides. Its product is annotated as deoxyhypusine hydroxylase. NCBI's taxonomy places the organism in Eukaryota, Viridiplantae, Streptophyta, Magnoliopsida, Fabales, Fabaceae. Gene Ontology annotation, biological process: peptidyl-hypusine biosynthetic process. Bases 220 to 1173 code for a protein of 317 amino acids. Gene Ontology annotation, molecular function: deoxyhypusine monooxygenase activity. The transcript is spliced from 7 exons. The record is from RefSeq and is a predicted model, not a curated record.
GAAAAUCGGCUAGCACCCCUAAAUUAGCGGAUUCUUCUGCAUCACUUUACGCACAGUGAGUCCCUAACUCCAGAUUAGCCGUAUUCUCGCCGUUCAUCUCCGUUAAACCCCGAUUCGCCGUAUUCUCGCCGUUCGUCUCUGUUAAACCCCUUCUCCUCCAAUUGCCACCGUCUCCAUAAACCCCAACUCCGACACAUCAUCUCACAGUUUUUAGCUGCCAUGUCUGUAGAUUCGGUAAACGACGUCGCUUCAUGCUCCCCAGAGAUGGAAAAGUUCCUGUGCGAGUUACUGUUGGACUCCACUCAACCCAUCUCCGAACGCUUCAGAGCCCUCUUCUCUCUUCGGAACCUCAAAGGCCCUGCUCCUCGCACCGCCCUUAUUCUCGCAACUAGAGAUUCGUCGAAUUUGUUAGCACAUGAAGCUGCAUUUGCAUUAGGUCAAAUGCAAGAACCGGAAGCCAUCCCUGCAUUGACCUCAGUUCUUAAUGAUCUUUCUUUGCAUCCCAUUGUUCGCCACGAGGCAGCUGAAGCACUUGGUGCUAUUGGUUCGGAUGGUAAUGUUUCUCUGUUGAAGUGUAGUUUGGAAUCUGAUCCGGCUCAAGAGGUUCGAGAGACGUGUGAAUUGGCUCUUCAACGGAUUCUGAAUUUAAAAGAUGCUGCUACUACGGAUGAUUCGACUGCAUCCGGUGUUUCUCCGUUUAAGUCUGUUGAUCCUGCAGCACCGGCAACCUCUUGUUCUUCGGUUGACCAAUUAAGGGAGUUACUUCUUGACGAGGAAAAAGGGAUGUAUGAGCGCUAUGCAGCUCUUUUUGCACUUCGAAAUGACGGUGGAAACAAAGCUGUUGCUGCUAUUAUUGAUUCCUUGGGUUCCAAUAGUGCUUUACUAAAACAUGAGGUUGCAUAUGUUUUGGGCCAAUUGCAAGACAAAGCUGCUUCAGCUGCUUUAUCCAAUAUACUUAGAGAUGUGAAUGAGCAUCCAAUGGUUAGACAUGAGGCUGCUGAAGCUCUUGGUUCAAUUGCAGAUGACCAAAGUGUAGCCCUUCUUGAGGAGUUUACGGCAGACCCAGAAGCUCUUGUCUCACAAAGUUGUCAAGUUGCUCUAAGCAUGCUAGAAGCUGAAAGAUCAGGGAAAUCUUUUGAGUUCCUGUUCAUGCGCACUCCAACUGUACAAUAAAUAGUUUCUUAAUAUCAAGAAAUGAAGAAUUUGGACGAGAAUGAAGGGACAAGGACAAGAUAACAUAGACAGAAAAAAACUGGUGGAUUUUUACUUUUCUUAACUCAAGUUGAUGGAAUUAGGAAAAAACUAGCCCCCAUGAAACAAGGGUUGAACUAUGGUUUUGUUAAUCUAUGAAACCAAACUUUUUUUUUUGAUGAAUUUAUACUAGUCAAAUAUAAUGUCUACCUUUUAUUAUGGCCUCUGCCACUGCAGGCACGAGACAUUUUAACAUUAUUUACUGUUAAAUAAUCUAAAACUCUAGGGGGUUUAGGAUUUCUUAAUAGAGAAAUGAGAGAAAGUGCUUUGUUAUGAGAAUCACAAGAGACAAGGUUGGUGAUUGUGAAAGAUUGCUGAUCUCGUUUUGGAUGCUUAUUGAGUUUGUCGCUGUGUAAUGUUAUCAUUCAUGUUUAAUCUUCCUCCCUUUAGCA